This is a messenger RNA of Frieseomelitta varia, 3486 nucleotides long. RefSeq lists its product as uncharacterized. The transcript has 4 exons. Bases 669 to 3023 code for a protein of 784 amino acids. NCBI's taxonomy places the organism in Eukaryota, Metazoa, Arthropoda, Insecta, Hymenoptera, Apidae. The record is from RefSeq and is a predicted model, not a curated record.
GGCUGGCUGUCUCGCUUGUCUCCCCAGUGCGUCGUUCGGGGCUCCGUCCUCUCUCGUUUCUCCGUCGUUGUCGUCGUCGCGAAUCGCGACGGCGCGCUCGCGUGUUGCACUUUUCGAAAAUACGCGCGCUACCGGCGACCCGUUGGGGUCGCCCGACACCGCUCGUGCCUGUGUGUCUCUCUCACCGGGGAGCACGGUUCGCGACUCGAUGAACUCGUCGUUGCCCGCGUGACACUUGAAUACCACCGUGGACGCGUGCGUGACAGGUUCUCUCUCGCUGCGAACUUUACGUGCGAACCGUUUCUGCCGCGCGUGAGUAACGAAUGUGUUUCGCGUGAACGUGUCCGCCUGUGUUGUCAAGUGCGUUCGAUCGUUGACUGACUUCGGACCGAAUCGACGACGAAUGUAACUCGAAUACUCCGCGUAAUGGUAAAUUUUGCUCGUUGAACGCGGAUAGUGCGACGUAUGUGCCGACUGACGCGACUAACCUUUACGUUGAUGCACGCGCGUGUCGCGUGGCUGUCUGCGACCUGAAGUUUCCGCCGCACAAAAUACGACCUUAGAUUCGAGAAGUUGCCCCCCGUGGAGAGGGAUCGACCGAUUGACAAAGUGGGAAGGAACGAUUCCAGAACCGGGCCCGUUAUGGAUUCCUAUCCGAUGGGGGCACUAUGCAGACCGAGGAAAUCGUGCCUCGCGCACAAUCUACUGGUAUAGACAGCGGCCCCACAAGCAUCCCCGCAGGUUCCUUGCAGCAUCAUCUGCAUCACUCGUCGCAGAUAAAGUGUCCGUUGCCACCUCUGCUCCACAUGGCGGUGAAGCAGGAGCCGCAAGACGAGGAGGAACGAAGUCGUGACACGAAUGCGUUGAGAGUUAAUGGAAAAUUUGAUAGCCCGCAAGUAGAUGCAGACGUCUCGCCGACGUCCGUCGACGGAAAACACGGCCAUGGACACGAAACGAGCCAUCAUCAGAUCCAGGAACUGGAGGAGAGCUCGGGGCAAACUGUCACGGAUCUCAAUAACCGGGGAAGACCAAGCCGAGGUCGCAGAAAAUCACGAUGGAAGCUCAAGUUUCAUCACCAAGCGCUUCCUCCAGAGUACCUGGACCACUACGAGGCGUCGCUGGCCCAAGAGGCGCUCAAUUCAUCACCCACGCGUUUGACGGAGCCAACGAUCCCCAGUCCAGCACCGACCAGCUCCACUUCAACCCCGAGCCCCAUAGCGGACGUGCAUGGCUGGCUUCAGCGGAUUGCAGCCAUGCAACAGGAGCUCUGCCCGCAGAUCUCGCCCUCUCAGUGUUCGCCAAUCGUAAACUCUAGCCAACAACCAUCGGGCUCCAGAAGGUCUGUGAUCACUUCCACUUCGUCGCACACUGUCAACGCCAGUCAACACCACAAUCAUAGUCACAAUCAACAACAACAACAACAACAACAACAACAACAACAACAACCAUCGUCCCAGAUAUCUACCAGACCUCCAAUGAAGUAUUCAGAUCUGCCUUACAUGGGCGAGAUCACUUUAGACAAUAGCAAGCCUCGACGAGGCAGGAAACCGAAGAAAGCAGACAUUUGUCACCUGAUCUACAAGAACUACGGCACGAUAUUGCCAGGCACUCCUGGCCACGAGGAGAAGAGGCUGUCGCCGAAGGACAGGAUAGACUGUCGCGAGAGGAUCUCGCCGCAGAUGCCGUUUCAAAGGACCGACGUUCAGAACAGGAUCAGCAGCCUGCUGGAGAAGAGGCUGACCCAGGAGUCUCGGCGAACGUUUGGCGGCACGUUGGAGGGCUGCAGGGAGCAGGACGAGCCAUUGAACCUCUGCAUCAGAGAUCUGAAUCAAUUGAAGAUCAGGCUGUUGAGGAAACACGGCAACGUGUACGAGUCCGGGCAGGUUAAGAGCGAGACGUCUAGCGACGGGGAAGAGGUCGAGUGUAUAGGCAGCACGUUUCCCUCGGAACCGAGUUAUCGGUCUCUGGAUCACAUUGGCCGUGGCAAUAACACGAAUCACAACAACAAUAGUAUAAUUGAUCCCAUGUUGGGCGCCAAUCCUGGAUUCGUCUACUGGCCCAAUGCCGGCGUGUUCAUCCACCCGAUGGCGUUGCAGUCUCAGCUGCUCUACUAUCAGAAGAUGGCGCAGAACGACAAAUGCUACGGGAAAACGUCGGACCAGCAUUCGAAGGAACAGAAGAUCGUGCCCAAGUCCAUAUACUCCAUGAUGGAGACGAAGAGCAGCCCGCCUUUGGUACCUGCCACCGUUCAGUCUUCCUCUCAGACCGCGCCGGCCCCGGUGCCACCGCCCCCCGUCUCGCCUAGACCGAAGAGAAAUUUGCCAGUGAGCCAGACGCAGGGCCAGCCAACGAAGAGGAAACGCUCGGCGAUAUUCAUACCGCCGAUGCCCUCGGAGAACAACAACAACCCGGCGACAGAGGUGAGCAUAUGCAAGUUCAAGUUCACGGGCGGCGCGAAGCCAAGCCUCCAGGAGAAGAAGAGCUUGUCCGUGGACUCGGGCGGUAACUUCAGGUACUACAGCGGCACCGGGGACAAGAGUAUGCGCGGCUACGAGUUCUUCCCGAGGGAAACUCUGCAACAGUCGGCCGGACAGUCUGGCACCUCGACCGGGGCGUUUCUGAACGCGGCCGGCGAGAGGAUACAGCCAGUCGCCUGCCAGAGGGGCAGCCAGGAGGAUGGUCGCCGCAAGAGGAAGACGAGGAAGUCCCUGCAGAGGGAGAAACUCGAGCAGACGUUCAAGGAGAAGGGCUUUCUCAUUCAGACUCAGCAGCUCGAGUCCGCGGAGGGCGCCACCUACUGCAAAUUCAGGCAGCUCAGAAAGUUCACCAGAUAUCUGUUCAGAAGCUGGAAGGACUAUCUUCCUGGGAAUGUGCGUGAACUGACCGGGACAGUGGACAACGAAAUGACGGACGGUGACGUGGAAAGUGAUGCCAAUGUGCUACCUUCGCCAGUGCCCCAUCCCAAUAUGGUGGACGUGGCGAGUGGAUUCGUCGACGAGCAUCGAGCUCUCCCUCUAACGUGAAACCUAUCGCCGCCAGAGGCGAUUUCACUUGGUUCUGUUACGAGUCGAUGCUACUUUUAACGCGGCUAGGCACCCGUGUUCUUUGGCUGUCGGUGGAUCAGAGGACGUGCAUGGCACUUGGCGAUCGAUACCAUGGAGUAUCAGUUGGUCUAGGAGAUGGAUUAGGUCGAUAAAGGGUUAGGAUUAUUGUGAAGGAUACAGGUUUCUUUGGGGGGAGGGAGAUGAUUGAAGGGAGAAACUUGAAGGUUAGGUAUGUGAAAUAGGGGGGUUUUUUUUCAGUCCUGGGUACGUUUCAAGCAAGAAAUAAUAAUUAAAGUUUUACUAAAUUAUUAUAGUAUUUGAAUUGUUUUUGCUACUGUCUUAUCUUAUCUGCCCAGUUGUAUCAUUUUCAGUUCAAGUAAAAUAAAUUGGUCUAUUUCAUUAAAAUUAUAAAGUUUUAUCAAAUUUAUCGUGUCGUAAGAAU